Durusdinium trenchii is the source of this 486-nucleotide messenger RNA. NCBI's taxonomy places the organism in Eukaryota, Dinophyceae, Suessiales, Symbiodiniaceae. The record is from the annotation of a GenBank genome assembly.
AUGGUUUUCCCAAGUUGCUUGGUUUGGUUGGUUCGGUUUGGCUUUUUCCAAACAAAAACCAACCAAACCCCACGAAACCGGCCACCUCCAGCCCUCCCUCGUCGGACCGGACACUCGGCCCCCAAGGAAUCCGUGGAGUGGAUCGACCUGGGCGGUGCUGAGGCCUUGCUGCGCGGCUGGCACCAGGGCCCGCGCCUGGCGCAGGCGCGCGCCGGGUGCGCGGCAUGCUUCGGGCCGGAUGGAUGCGUCUGGGUCCUGGGCGGUGGCUCCGACGAGUCCGCCAGCCUGGAUACCGUGGAACGCUUGGAUCCUCGGGAAGGUCGCUGGCAAGAGGCGCCUUUGAUGCCUGGUCGACGGCGCUGCUUCGCUGCCAGCUUCGGAAUCGAUCGUAAGCUCUACAUCUACGGUGGCUGGAACCGGGAACGCUGGCACGAAGAUAGUGCUGCGCGCUUGGACCUCCGAAAUCUUUGUUGGAAGCCUCAGUGA